Molecule: messenger RNA, 543 nt
Organism: Aphanomyces astaci
Lineage: Eukaryota; Oomycota; Saprolegniomycetes; Saprolegniales; Verrucalvaceae
Exons: 3
Coding region: 1-543 (180 amino acids)
Molecular function (GO): nucleic acid binding
Source: RefSeq, a predicted model, not a curated record
AUGCGCGGGAAACGUGGCAAGAAUCUGACGAACACGGACCGCAAUGCCAUCCUCCAUCGACUGCUAGCACUUUUCACGGCGCAAUCAACACUACCUCGUGGCGCAUAUUGCGACGUGAAACACGAGGACAAACGGCGCCAGUGUUCCGACGUCACCUCCCGCAUCAAAGGCCACUGUGGACGGAACCUCAAGCACGCCAAUAUGGCUGUGAGGAUGAAGGCAGUGCCAAAGUCGAAACGAACAAUCUUCCGGAGGGGCAUCUUUGUCAAGUACUCAAGCUCAGUUCGGCUGAGUCUCACCGAUGUGAACAAGGUUGUGCGUGUGAAGUGGGCGAUGGACCACCUGCACGUGGUGGAUGGUAGCCAAGUUGGCUUUGGCAACUGGAUGGAGUACGUUCACGUCGACGAAAAAUGGUUCUUCGGCACGUGUGUCAAGAAGACGUACUACCUUGCGCCCGGAGAGGAACCGCCUCACAGCACAUGCAAGUCGAAGCACUUCAUCAACAAGGUCAUGUUUCUGUCGGUUAUGGCUCGACCACGUUGA